AUGACUCCCCUACGGCGCCCAGCCGCACGUCGUGACUUUGAGAUUGUAGCAAUUUGCGCCCUCCCCCUUGAGGCCAGUGUCGUCGCCGCCUUCUUCGACCACCACUGGGGCGACGAUCCGCCGUACGGCAAAGCCCCGGGCGACCGCAACGCUUACUCUGUUGGCGCCGUCGGCCACCACAACAUCGUGCUAGCCCAUAUGCCAGGCAUAGGAAAAGCCAGCGCCGCGGCUGUCGCUGCCGACUGUCGAGCAAGCUUCCCUAAUAUCAAGCUUGCGAUUGUGGUCGGGGUCUGCGGUGCUGUCCCGAAUAGCCCGAAUGGCGACGAGAUCCUGCUCGGCGACGUCAUCAUCUCCGAGGGCAUCUUCCAGUAUGAUUUCGGGCGCCAGCUACCUGAACGCUUCGUACCAAAGGAAACACUUUUGGAUUCUCUUGGAAGACCAAACUCUGAGAUUCGCGCUCUGCUGGCGAAGCUGAAGAGUGACCGAAAGAUGCUCCAAGAUAAGAUGAUGAGCUAUUUGACUGUAAUUCAAGGCAAGCAAGACCCAGAUCUAGCAGCCGACUACCCAGGCCGCGCCCAUGAUAGGUUGUUUGUAGCAGCAUACCACCAUAUUGGCACCGGGACGUGCCAGGAAUGUGGCUGUAACGGGCCGGUGGUCUCCCGCAAGCGACUCGAGCAGGACAAUCUGCGGCCUGCCAUCCACUUUGGUCUCAUUGCCUCGGGCGAUACAGUGAUGAAGUCAGCCAAAGACCGUAACGCUAUUGCGAAGCUAAAGGAUAUUAUAGGCUUCGAAAUGGAAGGUGCGGGGGUGUGGGAUAGCUUCCCAUGUAUGGCGGUCAUCAAAGGCGUGUGUGACUACGCAGAUAGCCAUAAGGCCAAAGCGUGGCAGCGGAAAACGCAGAUAGCUCUGGAAUACUCAUACUGGCUUCGAAAGACAUACACAGAAAUUUCGGUCUUCUGGGUUCACGCAAGCAAUACCGAACGGUUCCGCCAGGCGUACGCUUCCAUCGCGCAAGAAUGCCAGGUCCCCGGCUAUAACGACCCUAAGAUGGAUAUGUUACUUCUGGUAAAGAAAUGGUUAGAGAAAGAGGACUGUGGUAGGUGGCUUAUGAUCAUCGACAAUGCCGAUGACACAGAGGUCUUUUUCAGCCAGCAGGCAGAGCCUGCAGUUACCGAUAUACCUAGUACCGACAGCAACCUUGGACGUUACCUUCCCGAGUGCAACCACGGCGCCAUUCUUGUCACAACUAGAAACAAGCAAACAGGCUUCAGGCUGACACAAGGAAAAGGCCCUAUAGAGGUUGGGAAGAUGGACGAGGAUGAGUCAGGCCAGCUACUCCGUAUAAUACUCGACGAAGUCGACUUCACUCCCGAGGAACUAUCAAUACUUUCCUCUCGACUAGAGUAUCUGCCGCUGGCCUUAGUCCAGGCAACAGCAUUCAUCCAAGAGAAUACUACAACAAUUGGUGAUUAUCUUCAGCUUAUAAACCAAAGCGACCAGAAUCUCAUAAAUCUGUUAAGCGAGGAGUUUGAGACAGUCGGCAGAGACUCUGGGGCUCCUCGUGCCGUGGCGGAGACAUGGAUCCUUUCAUUUGAGCAAAUUCAACAGCAGAAUGCCUUUGCAGGCGAAAUCCUAUCGCUUAUGAGUCUCUUUGAUCGGCAGGCCAUUCCAUUGGAAUUUCUUCACCACUAUAAACAGCAGCAAGUAGGAGAUCAAAGUGGAGAAAUACAGCUCACAAAGGCUUUAGGGGUUUUAAAGGCAUUUUCUUUCGUUACUGAAGACAAAGCCCACAACUUAGAUAUGCACCGGCUUGUGCAGCUAGUUACUCGAAAGUGGCUCAUCAACAAGGGCACAAUGCAGCGAUUUACGGGACAGGCGCUAUUAGCAGUAUCACAGGCUUACCCAUAUGGCAAUUUUGAGAAUCGCACAGUAUGCGGGGCAUACCUUCCACACGCACAUGCUGUGUUGGGGUCCGAAGACGCUGGGUUGAAAGAUGAGAGGGUAGCGAGAGCAUCGCUUUUCCAUUGCGUUGCUGGGUUUUUCUCUUAUCAAGGUCGAUGGAAAGAUGCAGAGGAGUUCCAGUUAAAGGGUGUAAAGUUGCGAAAAGCAGUACUAGGAGACGAGCAUCCCGAUACGCUGAACGGCAUUGCCAACCUAGCAUCAACAUACCAGAACCAAGGUCGAUGGAAGGAGGCCGAGAUGCUCCGGGUACAGGUGAUGGAGUUACGAAAGAAGGUGCUAGGAGACGAGCAUCCCGAUACGCUGAACGGCAUCGACAACCUGGCAUCAACAUACCGGAACCAAGGUCGAUGGAAGGAGGCCGAGAUGCUCCAGGUACAGGUGAUGGAGUUAUAUAAGAAGGUGCUAGGAGACGAGCAUCCCGAUACGCUGAACGGCAUUGCCAACCUAGCAUCAACAUACCGGAACCAAGGUCGAUGGAAGGAGGCCGAGAUGCUCCAGGUACAGGUGAUGAAGUUACGAGAAAAGGUGCUAGGAGAUGAGCAUCCCCAUACGCUGAAUGGCAUUGCCAACCUAGCAUUAACAUACCGUAACCAAGGUCGAUGGAAAGAGGCCGAGAUGCUCCAGGUACAGGUGAUGGAGUUAUAUAAGAAGAUACUAGGAGACGAGCAUCCCCAUACACUGAUCGGCAUUGCCAACCUGGCAUCAACAUACCGGGACCAAGGUCGAUGGAAGGAGGCCGAGAUGCUCCAGGUACAGGUGAUGGAGUUACGAAAAAAGGUGCUAGGAGACGAGCAUCCCGAUACGCUGAUCGGCAUUGCCAACCUGGCAUCAACAUACCAGAACCAAGGUCGAUGGAAGGAGGCCGAGAUGCUCCAGGUACAGGUGAUGGAGUUACGAAAGAAGGUACUAGGAGACGAGCAUCCCGAUACGCUGAACGGCAUUGCCAACCUAGCAUCAACAUACCGGAACCAAGGUCGAUGGAAGGAGGCUGAGAUGCUCCAGGUACAGGUGAUGGAGUUAUAUAAGAAGGUGCUAGGAGACGAGCAUCCCCAUACGCUGAACGGCAUCGACAACCUGGCAUCAACAUACCGGAACCAAGGUCGAUGGAAGGAGGCCAAGAUGCUCCAGGUACAGGUGAUGGAUUUAUAUAAGAAGGUACUAGGAGACGAGCAUCCCGAUACGCUGAACGGCAUUGCCAACCUAGCAUCAACAUACCAUAACCAAGGUCGAUGGAAGGAGGCCGAGAUGCUCCAGGUACAGGUGAUGGAGUUACGUAAGAAGGUGCUAGGAGACGAGCAUCCCCAUACGCUGAACGGCAUCGACAACCUAGCAUCAACAUACCGGAACCAAGGUCGAUGGAAGGAGGCCGAGAUGCUCCAGGUACAGGUGAUGGAGUUACGAAAGAAGGUACUAGGAGACGAGCAUCCCGAUACGCUGAACGGCAUUGCCAACCUAGCAUCAACAUACCAGAACCAAGGUCGAUGGAAGGAGGCCGAGAUGCUCCAGGUACAGGUGAUGGAGUUACGAAAGAAGGUACUAGGAGACGAGCAUCCCGAUACGCUGAACGGCAUUGCCAACCUAGCAUCAACAUACCGGAACCAAGGUCGAUGGAAGGAGGCCGAGAUGCUCCAGGUACAGGUG
Molecule: messenger RNA, 3603 nt
Organism: Lasiosphaeria miniovina
Lineage: Eukaryota; Fungi; Ascomycota; Sordariomycetes; Sordariales; Lasiosphaeriaceae
Exons: 3
Biological process (GO): nucleoside metabolic process
Cellular component (GO): kinesin complex
Molecular function (GO): catalytic activity; protein binding
Source: RefSeq, a predicted model, not a curated record